GAAGCGGCUGCGGUCGCGGAUCUGGCUUCGUGCGAGUCCGGGGGUCGCCUUUCCCCCGCUUGGCUUGCUGAGGGUUUGCUUCGCUUUCCUGAGGGGGCAGCUUUGCCGCUCUGGCGAAUAGAUAAAAUCCUGGAAGGCGAUGCCCAGCGGGGUUUAUUCCCCCUCCCUGUGCUGAAUCUGUGAACCUGGGCGGGUCGUGAGAGGGAGGGCAGGAAGGCUUGCAUCAGUGCUCGGUUCUCGGGGGCCCUUCCUCCAUGCCUACGUUGCUGACCAUGGCUCAGAAGCAAGUCAUUGUUCCAGAGCUGACUGAAAAGAGCUACUCUGCCUGGCUUCAAGCUCAUUUGAAGGAAGAGGGAGCAGCAGCCCCCCUUGAAACUGACCCUCCAGAAACAGGAGAGGAUGAAAUCGCAUGUUGGAACGACCAAAACAAUAAAGCGAAGAAUGUUAUUGUUCGGUGUUUAUCUGAUAAGCAGCUUGUGUAUGUUAAGGUGCAAAAGACAGCAAAGGGAAUGUUGAGGGCACUUCAGAAGGCAUACGGUCGGCAUGAGGAUCACAGCCAGGUCGCUUUGUUCAUGGAGCUUUUUUCAACCAGGCUUCAGGAGAAUGGGAAUGCGGAUGCUCAUAUAGAAACCAUGCUAAACCUAAUUGACAUUCUGGCUGCUGGUGGUCGCAUACUGGAUGAAAUUUUAAAAAUAGGAUUAUUUCUGAGUUCGCUGCCCAAGUCCUAUUCAUUUAUUUCACCUAGUUAUGGAAGAGAGACUAAUCUACAGGAUAUUUGGGGGCAAAUAAGAGCUGAGUACCGCAGACGAAAAGGCUACUGUCAUCAGAACAAACACAAUACUGACUCAAAUUACCUGCUCAGAGAGGCUGGACCCAGAAGGGCAGUCACUAAGCCCAUCGACUGGAGAAAGCCCAAUCCAGGAGGCAGAAGAACGGCCCCUCGCUGCUUCAAACGCAACAAGCCAGGUCAUCUUCAGAGGCAAUGCUUAAACAGCUAAGGCCCGGAAUGGCACGUUGACUUACUCAGGGCUUCAGAUAAGCCAAGGCCGAUCCCCGUCUUUACAGUAGAUCUGAAGAUGGAAGGUGGACAUUUAUCCUGAUUUAUGUUGAUGAUCUGAAUAUUUGCCAUGAAAAUCCAAUUGACAGUGCUGAAAUUAUAUCUCAUCUAAGCAAAGAAGUAGAAGCCACACACCUAGGAAUUUAGAUUGAACUUUUGUUUGGGAAUUUAGAUUGAACAAGAACCAGAUAGAAGUUAUCUUCUUAAUGAAAAAUAGAAGAUACUGGAAAGCCUCGGCCCAGAAGGUGUUAUUCCAAUGCUCACACCAAUGGCAUUAGGUUUCUACAAAGAAAAGAUACCCAGACAACAACUGAUACACAGGUGUCAUAGGCAAGCUUGUAUACUUAGCAAUGACAACAAGACUGGAUAUUGCCAGGGGCUGUAAUGUCUUACUUAAAUAAUUUAGCUUACUCACCACAAAGACUGCAUUUAAAAGGGUGAUAAGAUACUUGAAGCGAUUGCCAAGAGACAAGUGCCAAGGACCGUGAGGCAAGCUGGACCUUGUGAUGGCUUACAGAGUGUUGGAAUAGAGGCAUGCCUGGACACUGGGGGGGUGCUGCGUUUCUCUUUUAGAACUAGAUUGUGUGAAUGGGUUAUCGUCCUAAUGGACAGGAUGGUUCUCUUUGUCGAAGCUGGGAGCUUCUCUCUGGCUCCUUUGAUUCCUGUGCCCUGUGUGUUCUUUCUUCUCUUCUUGGUCUUGCAAGAGGUCUCUCCCUGUGGAACCAUGCCAAAGGCCAUGCCCAAGCAUGCACGCACUUCCAAGUGCAUGCAGCUGAAUUAGCUGGCCAUUCAUGAUGCCAAAAAUAUUCUUUAGACGAGGCUUCUUCCUCUUUUCAACUACAAAGUGGAUGUGAUCAUCACACCCUGAAGGCCACACACGGGCCCAGCCGACCAGUGGGGAGUGAUGCAGCCACGGGCACUGAGCCCAGGCAGUUGUGAGUCUUAUGGGGAAUAUGCUGAGGGAAGGACCGAAGGGGAAGGACUGCUCACCCACCCCCCUGGAACGAGCCCUGCAGAUGUAGGUUCAGGUUCAGGUUCCUGCUUACUGGCCAAGCAGCAGGCAAAAAGGAGGAAGAGGCCAGACUAGAACUCCUGCUGAAGAGCAGCACUUGAGCCACUCACUAGCCUGGGCACCCAGGAAGGACACACAGCAGGUGGCGUUAGGCACCCCAGCCUUCCACACCAACCCUCCGGAGCAGGGCAGCGAAGCCAAAGGGUUAGCAUACCCGGGGGGCCUUGGUUCAAAUCCCAAAAGAGGAGAGCCCCGAGCCCCUGCAGCUGCACUCUCAAGCACAGCUGAGAUUUUACCCCAUCGAAUAUCAUCUAUCACUGCCCUCGGGGGAGGGGGGGCUCAUUACCACUGUCUGCUCCUGGCAGUCUCAACCAUGUUUACGCUCCAUCCAUCCCUGCCUGUCCCCCUUUCUGGACGCUGCAUGGCUGAUCAUGCACCAGCAGUGAGGUGUGGGAGUGUGCAGCCUGGAUACCUCCCCAUCCCUUUUGCAACAGCACAUCUGUGCCCCUUUUGGACACCUUCCCCCCCCCCACCAGCAUGGGCUGCGUGCUGAACACAGCUGAGCUUAGGGACAAGCAGGAGGAGGGAACCUGGCCCCUCUGCUAAAGCCCGUUUGAAGAGAGACGCAGGCCCCGUGCUCACUGGACAGCUUUCUAAGAGCUGGAACCAAAGUGAACGGGGGUUGCCAGUGCCCUCAUCCUAGGGAGGCCGUGCUCUAGCAAGCGGCAAUGAUGGGCCACAGACUUGUGGGCAGAGGUGUCCCAAUCACCGCCCGCCCGUGCAUGAGCAGGGCAACCAUGUGCGCCUGGCAGCUGUCUGAGCGGCCAGCGAUGCUGCAGGAGCAGGGCUGGGAUGAGAGACUUGGCAACCUUCAUAGCAGAACUGUGAAAUCCACACUGGUCACUGCAGCUGUCAGUCAUGCUAUGGGUUUGGCAGGUGGUUGGCGUUGUAUUGGGUCUGUAGUCCUUCCUGGGCCCUGCCCUUUUGGCUGGCUGGCUGCCACCAUGGAGUCCAAAAAGGCCCAAGGAUGGUUCCACUUAGACAGAAGAGAACGAGGGUGCCCUGGGAGUCUGCACGUGGCACUCUGUCGGGUCCAUCAUGGAGGGGGGGGUCCCUACUUACGAGGAGGUGUAGUGGAGCCAGCACGCGACUGUCUGCUGGGGCUGCUCCAGGGGAUUUGACCUGCAAGGUGAUGCGCCUCUGAAGUGUUUGGUCAGCCGUAGCACAGAUUGGAGCGGAGGGACUGGUUGUGCCCCCCCCCCCAAGCGUGGCUCCGGAGUGCCAG
Eublepharis macularius is the source of this 3354-nucleotide messenger RNA. RefSeq lists its product as uncharacterized. The transcript is spliced from 2 exons. Bases 255 to 998 code for a protein of 247 amino acids. Lineage: Eukaryota; Metazoa; Chordata; Lepidosauria; Squamata; Eublepharidae. The record is from RefSeq and is a predicted model, not a curated record.